AUGACUUCACAGGAAGGGGAGCCGGCAGUGGAACAGGGUGCCACCGUCAUUGUCGCUGAACUGCUCAUCCCGGGCCGCGGUGACCCCAUCAAGAACGCCGCCGUUAUUGUCGAGGACGGCAAGAUAGUCCAUGUCGGCAAGUCGGACAAGCUCCCGGAAAAGUACCGCUCAGUUAAGCCGGUUCAAGUCCCGGUCGUCAUGCCCGGUCUGUGGGAUGUGCACACCCACUUUCUCGGCAUUGACGUGGUGACUGGGAUUGAUACCGGCCUGUUCGACGUCUUGCCUGGAUCCAAUGCCCUUAUUGGCGCGGUCAUCGUCCAAGACCUGGAGGAGACCCUGAUGGCGGGAUACACCUCUGUCCGAGAGCUCGCCGGGUACGCUGGCGACCUGGUCCCCGCCAUCGAAAAGGGACGUCUUGUGGGGCCCAACGUGUAUUCUUCCAUCGCCGCCAUGUCCAUCACCGGAGGCCACGGAGACCAGCACUCGCUCCCCAUCCAAACGAUGCAGAGAUUCGCCGAGUGUGGUGGCCCCUGCUCCAUCGUUGACGGCGCGGACGACUGCACCAAGGCCGUGAGGCUGCUCGUCCGCCGAGGGGCGCGCUGCAUCAAGGUCUGCUCCAGCGGCGGCGUCCUGAGUCUGUUGGAUGACCCGGAGGACAGGCAGUUCUCGGACGAGGAGCUCAAGGCCAUUGUUGACGAGGCGGGCCGCAGUCGUCGCGCAGUCGGUGCUCAUGCCAUCGGGAAGGCGGGCAUCAUGGCCGCGCUCAGGGCAGGCGUCAAGAGCAUCGAGCACGGCAUAUACCUCGACGACGAGGUGGCCGACGCAAUGCUUGAAAAGGGCGCCAUCUUCGUCCCGACUCACCACGCCGUGACCGCCGUCGGCGGCGAUCCAUCACAGCUGCCGCCCCCCAUCGCGCGUAAGAUUGAGAAGCUAAUGCAAAAGGCAAAGGAUUCGUAUCAGUUGGCCAUAAAGAGAGGCAUCAAGAUCGCGCUCGGAACGGACAGCCUCAGCAGCGACCGCACGAAGGGCAUCUCGCACGGCAACAACGCCAUGGAGCUGUACUGGGCGGUGAAGAACGGCAUGACGCCGCUGCAGGCCAUCGAAGCGGGCACCGCGAACGGCCCAGAGGUUCUCGGAGGGAUGGCGCCCCUAAGCGGGCAACUCAGGGAGGGAUAUGACGCGGACUUGAUCGCUGUCGCGAAGAACCCUCUGGAUGACAUCGAGGUUCUGGUGAAGAAGGAGAAUAUCACCCACGUCUGGAAAGGGGGUCAGUUGUUCAAGUCCCCCUAG
Molecule: messenger RNA, 1290 nt
Organism: Colletotrichum spaethianum
Lineage: Eukaryota; Fungi; Ascomycota; Sordariomycetes; Glomerellales; Glomerellaceae
Exons: 1
Coding region: 1-1290 (429 amino acids)
Molecular function (GO): hydrolase activity, acting on carbon-nitrogen (but not peptide) bonds
Source: RefSeq, a predicted model, not a curated record